UUUGAGUCCAUGCCUCUAUUGCGGCAGCUAUUACGUAUUUCCAAAUUCAAUCCAAUCAGGCUGUCUUUUUCACUUUGGUAAGGCCUUAUACAGAAAAAUUCAAACAUUGGGUAAUCUGCAUGCUCGUUAUUUAAAUAAUGAAGACUUUCAAAUGAGUAUUCGUUCAUUACAGCCUUUGUGCGUACUGAAUAUGUCUAUAAUUAUUUUUGUGCCUUAAUGUCAACACUAGAGCCUAAUGCUGAUUUACAGGCUUAUCAUGUAUUUUGUUAAUACCUAUAUUGGUCCCCGCUAUAUUAUGGAAAAUGAAGCACCUUUAGUUGAUAUAGAUGAAGGGAAUCACGGUGGUGUAGCAGAUGCUUGGAUCCGUGAUCAGAUAAUAGGUAGAAAUCUGGCUAAUCGUGAGGCUCUUUUUCGAAUUAAUUUGUGGAAUAUGGUUGAUCGGGUAGAUCAAGGACUUUGUAGAACAAAUAAUAGUGUUGAAGGGUGGCAUUCGAUAUGGAAUAUUCACCUCAAGGGUAAAUUUUAAACAUUUCUAAUUGAUAGAGUUAUAUUAGGAAAUAAACGACUUAGCUCAUUUGUAAGAAAAAUGAUUGAUGAAGACAAUAUGUGGUCUAAUAAAAUUGAGGAUUAUCAGGUGAGAAAGAAAGAGAGAGAGAGAAAGAAACAAAGUUUUAUAAUUCUUUCAAUAGGCUGCACCCGCAGAUGGCAUCCAUGGCCCGCAUGAAAACCGCAAGUCAAAAUAUAUACGUCAAGAUAAUAAUUUAGUUGCACUCUGUCACGAUUUCGAUAAUCGUGAACCUUUAGCAUACCUACGAGCUUGUGCUCAUCAUUUACACUUUUAGAUACAUAUUUGUCUUCAUUAUAAUUUUUUUUAAA
This is a messenger RNA of Meloidogyne enterolobii, 876 nucleotides long. The record is from the annotation of a GenBank genome assembly. NCBI's taxonomy places the organism in Eukaryota, Metazoa, Nematoda, Chromadorea, Rhabditida, Meloidogynidae.